Molecule: messenger RNA, 1140 nt
Organism: Cololabis saira (Pacific saury)
Lineage: Eukaryota; Metazoa; Chordata; Actinopteri; Beloniformes; Belonidae
Gene: sat2b
Product: spermidine/spermine N1-acetyltransferase family member 2b
Exons: 6
Coding region: 82-603 (173 amino acids)
Molecular function (GO): N-acetyltransferase activity
Source: RefSeq, a predicted model, not a curated record
UCUCUUUUUACGCUUUGAAGAUUGUUUUUUCUUCAACAGCGAGGGUUAAUUUGGCUGACAACGUUUACUUUAGAUUUAAACAUGAAUUUUAAAGUACGACCUGCUACACGAGAAGACUGCAGAGAAGUAUCGAGGAUGAUAAUGGAGCUGGCGGUUUAUGAAAAGAUGCCUGACCAAGUGAAGAUAUCACAUGAAGAGCUGGAGCGUGACGGUUUCUGCCAGAAUCCCUUUUUCCAGUGCCUGGUUGCAGAAGUUCCCGAGGAGCAGAAAUCCACUGAAGGAUUUACAGUCGUGGGAUACGCCCUUUACUUUUACACUUACAGUACGUGGGAGGGACGCUCGGUAUAUCUGGAGGACUUGUACGUGAUGCCAGAAUUCAGAGGAAAGGGCAUUGGGAAGGGUUUGCUGUGCAAAGUGGCUGAGGUGGGGAAAGAGAAGGAGUGUGUGCGGCUGAACCUGUCUGUGCUGAACUGGAAUACGCCGUCACGGGACUUCUAUCUCGCUAAAGGAGCUCAGGACCUCACUGUCAGCGAAGGCUGGCACUUUAUACGCUUUGAUGGACAAAGUCUGGACAAUUUAGUAAGUGCAGCUCCUAAGGAGUAGAAGAUUGACAGUUGUACUGUUUCCAGCUGUAAUUUUUACCUAUUUUUUUUUUCCUUAAUUAUUGUACCUGAUUUUUAUCUACCUUGUUUUUCUCCUGGGUUCAGAGGAAUUUAGUGUUUUGUUAAAAUAUUUUUAAAAUCAGCCACAUGUAUUAUAAACUCUGUAACAUGAUGUGACAGAUGUGAUACCGCGCAUGUCCAGCAGGUGGCAGCAGACAUCAGGCUCUUCACUAGGAACGUGUCUAUCUUGUUGGCUGUCUUCCUUGGAAGAGUGUGAUUUUUUUUUUUUUUUUAAUGUGAAUAAAUCAUUGGGUUUAAUGGAAAAUUACAAUGAGAUGCGUAAAGUGUUGACUUUCGUAAAGGAGCGGUCUAAUGCUAGCUAAUGUCAAUCUAAUGCUGCCAGUAGUAAUAUUUAUCACUGUGAAAUGUAUCUGAAGUCAAAGGAAAAUGUUGUAUGUAACGUCACUCAGAUGAAAGCUAAUAACAUCCUGUUGAAAGGGGCCGAAAAAAGCUAAAAUGCUCAAAACCAAUAAAAACC